Messenger RNA from Fopius arisanus, 2190 nucleotides. It is a transcript of the gene tow, whose product is annotated as target of wingless. The record is from RefSeq and is a predicted model, not a curated record. NCBI's taxonomy places the organism in Eukaryota, Metazoa, Arthropoda, Insecta, Hymenoptera, Braconidae.
AUUCUGGGGAGUGAGGGGCAGAAUGGGUUGUGGCCAGAGCAAAAUUGGGAAUAUUUAUGCGAAAAAUAGGAAGAAUAAGGACGGGGGAAAGAAGAGCGGUGACUCCAUAGGUUCAGCGUCUAUUGACCAGAAGAAUGGAACUGCCAAAAAUAAUAAAACCAACAAUAACGUCGAGCUCAAUAGAAAUGAAGAUCACAAUGGAAUCGAUCUGAAGAGUUCCACCAAAAAAAAGAGUGGAAAUGGUCCUCUACUCCAGCAAGCGGAGGUGUCAUCCAGUCAAAUCGACUUUUUUCGCAUGCUGGACGAGAAAAUCGAAAAUAUGAACCUCCUGACAUCUUCUGUGGUCCUUGAGAAUACGAAGUAAUGAAAAUAAAUUGCAACCCCUGGUGGGCUGCAAUUUCUUUCUGCGGAAAGAAAUUUUCGUGUAAUGAGUAAAAUGUAUAGCAGCUUGAGGGAUUUCUCAGUAUAAUAUAUUAUCGAUGUAUAUUGUUAUGUUAGAAAUAUUCGUGUAUCUGAUGCCAAAAGAUGUUUUCCUUGAGAUGGAAUAACAGUAGAAACGUUCGGAUAAUAUUUCUAUUUUGAAACAUCAGCCAUUCGUUCUAUUCGUGUACAUUUGAGGAGACAAAAUAGAAAUCAAUUGAUUGUGGAAUUGAUAUCUCUUUUCGAAUACUGUUUACAAAUAUUCGACUACAUUGUUAGAAGUAAUUCAACAACACCUGCAUCUCAAUUCUCAAUGUCGUGGGUUUUUAUUCAAUUUAUCUCGAGAUAUUCAACUUUAAAAUUCAUUUUUUAAAUCGAAUAUGAAAUCUCAACCGCAUUUUCCAGCGAUAUCUCCGAAACAAAGGCCGCUAAAGAAAUUGUCACCGAUAUCUUUCUCGAAGAGCUACUCAAGCUCAACAAAAAAGGUCACCACAACAAAUUCUCUAUCUUCCUUAGUUUCCCAGAUAUACCCGAAAAACUCGACGUCAUUUUACAAUUUCACAACAGAAUUCAAUAAAAUUUCCACCAGGUUGUUAAUUCGGGAAAAUAAUUUUAAUUAUCCCAAAUUUUUAAUGACUCUCAUUGAAUAUUCGAGAACUACCUCACUCUUUCUCAGAAAUUGUUGAUAAAUUUCUCGUGAGUUUGUCGUUGUGGAGAAUAAAAAAUUAUUUUACUUGAAAUUUCAACUGGAGUUGCAGUCAAGGGACUUUAAACUGUCAGACAAGCAGGAAAUAAAUGAGGAAAAUGCAUAUCAGCUGAACCAAACUUAUCAACGAGGUUUCAAAACGGCCUCGAAAUUUUCGAUAAAUUUUCCUUAUCCAUGAACUGUUCGCAAGGCCGUUCCAUCCACGGUCUUGCACAAAUAAUAGUCGAUCACAGUUUUUACACGUGAACUAGUCAUUGAUCCAAGGUGACCAAGUCAAUCUGUUUAUUUAGUUCCCAUUGAAAUUGUAGAAUUCAUCCAAAAAUUCCAGUAAAAAAGUCAAAUUAAUGGAUUGUCUCAAGAAUAAUUAAACUCACACCAACAAUAACAUGAUUAAUUAUUUUUUCAAAGUAAAAGUCAAAUGGAAUUGCGACUUCUGCGUCUAGUUUGCACCGGCCUAAAGAAUCAAUCAAUCAAUCAAUCACUUGCAGAUGAUUUUCUAUUUUAAUUGGACUCAUUUUUGGGCUUUGACGAUUAAUUUCUUUAGAUCCCUGAGUUUUAAUGCAUUUAAUUUUAAGAAACCACGAAUCGAUGGAGAAUGUAUCGAACCAAAGUACUUCGAUCCCGUAGACUGAGAGAAAAAUUAAUUUUUGCUCAUUAUCGAAUUACUCGAGGGAUAUCGUAAUUAUCUCUCUGAAAUAAAUAAAUAUUCGGCAAAAAAAUAGUUUUUUCUCAGUGCAAUUACCCAGAAAGUCCCAAAGACUUAGAAUUCUCGCAAUCAUAUUGUCAAUUUAAAAUCGAAAAAAUUGUACGAGUAAUUUUGAAUAACCGGUAAAUCAUGAGGAUUAAUCGAUAAUCGAUGUAAUGAUUGUAUAUUUAUAUGUGGAGCUUGGAAAAUGGGAAUGUGUAUCCCAGUGUAGAUAAAAGUUGUGAGAAUAAUAACUAUCCACAGUUGAUGAUCGAGGAAAUUUUAUAUUUCAUGUUACACGUAUUGAGUUUCAAAACAGAAAGGAAAAAUUAUAUUUUGUAUUCUGCUGUAUCAUGAAAUGAGAAGACUCAUUUUUUUA